AUGGCCGCAUGGCUAACAUCACCGGUCCAGCUGCAUGGCAGCCGGGCCUUCAGCUGUGACGAUUUCACGUCUGAGCAGUGCCAGUACUAUCGCCAACGUUGGCAUUUCUGGUAUGAAGCCGACCAUGUCUUCGGGCUUUCCACGAUAGCGUUCUUCAUGUGCACUAUUGGCAUAUUCAUCGUCGGACACCUCAUAUCACAGACAAUGGGCUCCAGGGGAGAGCAAGCCUUUCCUUUAUGGCGCAGGAUGACAGCUGCAGUACGCUACUUGUCUUACCGUGGCUUCCAUGUGCGAGCAUUCCGGUGGAACUCUGCACCGGUUGGGCUGUUACUCAUCGCAGCUGUUGGCACGAUCUUCUUCUCCUGUAUGGACCUCAUCCCGAGUCCAUAUUACUGGUCAAGUCUAGAUUUCGGCGGCUCGCCACCGCUUGGAACUCGGUCUGGGUGGAUGGCUCUGGCAUGUAUGCCUUUUGUAUUUGCAACUGCCAGCAAGACGAAUUGGAUCACGCUCCUGACGGGUGUCCCUCAUGAGAAACUCCAAGUCUUUCACCGAUGGACCGCGUAUGCAUUCUUCGUCCUCGCUUUGAUGCAUACGUUUCCGUUCAUUGUCUACCACAUCCGAUUCCACGACAUGGUCAUGCAUUUUGAGAUGAGCUUGCUGUUCUAUUGGACAGGUAUCGUCGCUCUCAUCUUCCAGGCCUGGUUGACGUUGGCAUCGUUCAGCUGGUUUCGAAGCAUGAGCUAUGAGUUCUUCAAGGCGUCGCACUUCCUUUCCGUCGUCGUGUUCGUGCUGAUCUUCUUCUGGCAUUGCGACUAUACUUUGACCUCAUGGGACUAUUUCAUCGCAACCGCUGCUGUCUACGUACCUUGCCUAGUUUACCCAUGGCUACGUACCUGUUUCGAGUACGGACUCAGACAAAAGGCGCAGAUCUUCGUUGAAGACAACGGCUUUACGCGAAUAACCAUCCCAGCAAAUUUCCACUGGGUCCCUGGCCAGCACUGCUUUCUACGCUUUAGGGGCUUCGGUCUUCACGCACUUACCUCGCACCCGUUCACGAUCUGCUCUUUACCAGCAUCAUCGCCACAUGAGAAGUCCACAAUCACAUUCUACAUCCGUCAUCGUGGCGGCUUCACAGCCCGGCUGUAUAACCAGGCGAUGAAACAUCCAGGUAUGGCAGUACCUGUGCUAGUCGAUGGACCGUACGGCGGCAUCGACCCAUUGAAAUGUCAUAACAGCGACCGGCUACUGGUAAUUGCGGGCGGCUCUGGCGCGGGUUGGAUCUUGCCUUUCAUUGAGCUGUUCGCCCGAAACUGUCUUGCCAUGUCAAUUGAGGAGCAUCGGACGGAGGCGGAGCUCGGUGAGAAAGGAGGUGGUUUCAAGGAUGCUGGUCAAGUUCAACCCUUUCAAUUUAGGCCCAGAUCACUCAGACUCGUACUCGCCACAAGAGAUACUGCCACCCGUGUCUGGUUCCAUAGGACCGUGAAGGAUCUCCUGUCACGAUACUCUUCAACCCAUCCACCUGCGAACCUGGAUCUGCAGGUCUACUUGACUGGUGAAGCCGAUGACCAUAUGAACUCAGUCAAGGUCAUCGGGGACCUCGAGCGAUCUGAACCGUCCUCAUCAGAAGACGUUCUCGCACAGAAGCAUUUCCAUGAAGACAAAACCUCCAGACGAAGCAGCGUUGUCAAACAAGAACUUCGGCACCGUCCGGACUUGCCGUCAAUCGUCCAUGAAGAAGCAUCGAAGGUUGCAGAUGCGGGCCAGACUCUCGGAGUCUUCGUCUGUGGGCCUCUGACCAUGCAGAAUGAUGUUCGAAACGCUGUUGCAGCAGAGAAUCUUGAGAUCGUGAGAAGUCCAAAGUCCGGAGGUGUCUAUUUGCACUUGGAACAUUUCUCUUGGGCGUAA
Cyphellophora europaea CBS 101466 is the source of this 1905-nucleotide messenger RNA. RefSeq lists its product as uncharacterized. Gene Ontology annotation, molecular function: ferric-chelate reductase activity. The record is from RefSeq and is a predicted model, not a curated record. The transcript has 6 exons. Lineage: Eukaryota; Fungi; Ascomycota; Eurotiomycetes; Chaetothyriales; Cyphellophoraceae. Gene Ontology annotation, biological process: iron ion transport; copper ion import; intracellular iron ion homeostasis. The coding region runs from base 1 to 1905 and encodes 634 amino acids. Gene Ontology annotation, cellular component: plasma membrane.